AUGGCCAAGGGUGAUCGCCAUGUACGCCUCAACUACCACUGGCCAGAGAUUCAGCUCAAUAUCUGGCUUAUCGUCGUGCUAGCAGGCUCCGCAACAUGCCUCGGCAUCUUCGCCUGGUUUAUGACUGUGCAAUCAACAAUGGAACUUGGGACACCCUGGCUUUUCCCCUUCAUGGUCGUAUCCAGCGCCCUGGGCGUCUUCUUCAUCUUUCUCGUCCUCGGCCUAAUCGCCCGCCAACUCUUAUUACCCGGCAUCCUGAUACUGGGCAGCUUCAUCCUCUUUGUCCUCUUCCUGACGGGUCUGAUUGAGACAUCGUUGCAGCUAUAUGGAGUCUAUGGGAAUGUGAAUAGUAACUGUCAGAACUAUGUCGUGGAGAAUAAGUCAAGGGGGAAUAACAUCAACACCUUGGCAUGGUUGACGCAGAUGACUAUUUGUGAGUUCUUUGAUUCCCUUACCAAACCUAGUUUUCCGUUCUAUUGGGGUGGGUUCGCUGAUAAGUUAUGUUUGCAGGCAAUUGCUGGAAAACAGCGUUCGCUAUGGAACUCGUUAAUACCAUCUUCUAUGUAUGGAUGA
Molecule: messenger RNA, 573 nt
Organism: Penicillium odoratum
Lineage: Eukaryota; Fungi; Ascomycota; Eurotiomycetes; Eurotiales; Aspergillaceae
Exons: 2
Coding region: 1-573 (190 amino acids)
Source: RefSeq, a predicted model, not a curated record